AUGGCCAAGAUAGCGAGCAAGAACUGCGACGAAAAGCUGCCGACAUGUUCCCGCUGCGAAAGAAGCGGUCGCUGGUGUGACCGGACAGCGCCGUUGAAGAUCCAAGGCCAGAAGAAUAAUUCUGUUGAGCGAUUUGACGAACCCCGUGUGAGACUGCAGAACGAGGAGAUCGCCCACUACUUUGCACACUACCUCAAGACGCUGGCUCCGUGGUAUGACCUUAACGACCUCAGGCAAGCCUUCAAAGGAAUUGUGGGAAGCAGAGCUCAACAGAGCUCCUUGCUUCUCAGCGCUGUCAUCGCAUUUGCAGCUAUACACAAAAGCCGAACGUGUCACGCCGUUCCCAAGUCUUUGGCAGAAAGGCAUCAUGCCCACUGCUUGCGGCUGUUGAUCGGAAUCACCGAGACAUCCCCAGAAAUCAAGGACGGGACAGCCUUGGCCGCGACUUGUCUCUUGCGGUCGUAUGAAAUUCUAGCAGAGGAGGAAGAUCCCAAUCGACAUCUUUUUGGGGCAUUCUCAUUGAUACCGUCGUUGUCUUGUAGCCUUCCGGACGAACCACUGCUGAGGGCCGGCUUAUGGAAUUACCUCCGCGAAGAUAUCACCUUCUCGCUCAUCAAUCGGUGUCCCUUGAAGAUCGAAGUCGGAGCAAUAGACAUCGAGCUGUGUCGCGAUGAUGACUACGCAAACCAAAUCACGAUCCUGUUGGCCCGCGUCAUAAACGCCGCCUUUGCGGAUGGUUCGGAACUUCUCGUCGACUUACAGUCAGCCAUCAGUGCUUGGAAUUUGUCUGUACCAUUCCAGCCUUACCAUGAGUCCCACGAAGGUGUACUGCCAAAGAUCCAGAUGGUUGAGGAUUGCCACGUCGCGGCCAUGCAAUACUGGCAUGUCGCGCAGAUCCUCCUAGAUCUGCACACCGGAAGUCCCGUGGACUUUGAAGCCCACGCCCGGGCCAUAUGUGGAAUGGCUUUUUCUGCCAAUAGCGACCCUGUUGUUGUAAACUCAUAUGGACCAAUAUGCUACAGCGCACAGUGGCUGUCGAGAGAUGAUGCUAGACGGGAAUUGGUAAACCACCUUCUUGACAGUCAAAAGAGAACCGGGUGGCCUGUUCAAGCCAUAAUCAAGAAGCUGAAGCACAGCUGGGCUGGAGAAGCCGAGAAAUGA
Molecule: messenger RNA, 1161 nt
Organism: Cladophialophora immunda
Lineage: Eukaryota; Fungi; Ascomycota; Eurotiomycetes; Chaetothyriales; Herpotrichiellaceae
Exons: 6
Coding region: 1-1161 (386 amino acids)
Biological process (GO): positive regulation of transcription by RNA polymerase II
Cellular component (GO): nucleus
Molecular function (GO): transcription cis-regulatory region binding; DNA-binding transcription factor activity
Source: RefSeq, a predicted model, not a curated record